Diachasmimorpha longicaudata is the source of this 2392-nucleotide messenger RNA. RefSeq names its product terpene synthase (gene qm). The coding region runs from base 509 to 1480 and encodes 323 amino acids. Gene Ontology annotation, biological process: isoprenoid biosynthetic process. The transcript has 8 exons. The record is from RefSeq and is a predicted model, not a curated record. Lineage: Eukaryota; Metazoa; Arthropoda; Insecta; Hymenoptera; Braconidae. Gene Ontology annotation, molecular function: prenyltransferase activity.
AUUCCUGUCACAUUCAAGGCUGAGCAGCGCCGGGGAUUACCUACAAAUUUUCAAUUAACCCUGAAAGAAUAAUUUUCACGUGUCUCUGACACAUUGUCGAUACUCUGUACACCGCGUAACAACCGCAAUGACAUCGGAGAAAAAUUGUAUUCCAUAUUCACAGAGUGGUGACAAGGACCAGGAUGAGCGUUCCUUUUGACAGCUGGGGAGAAACUGUGAUUGGAUUUUUCGAAGUUUUGAUUGUCAAUGUUUACGUGUGAUACGAGGUUAUGAGUGAAUGUGUCAUGUGAUCGAUAGACACUUCAUAGUAGGAGUAUUCUGAUGUUGUCUUUUCAGUUGACAUUUCAUUGUGUAUUUUCAUUAAAAUAAAAACGUCAUUUAAUUGACAAUUAUUUCCCAACUCCAUAUUAAGAGAAAGAAGAAUUUUCAAAUAUGUAGAGUAUAUUUACUGGAGAGUUUAUUCUCAGAAUAUUUUUAAAUCAUCAAUACUGAACAACAAGAAUUAAUAAUGAGAGAGCACAAAGAAUUAAUGUCACUAAAACUUCUCCAGCCAUUCACGUACAUUCUCCAAGUACCGGGUAAACAGAUACGUGCUAAACUGGCGCAUGCCAUGAAUUAUUGGUUAAAAAUACCGUCUGAGAAGCUCCAGGCUGUCGGUGAAAUAACGCAGAUGCUGCACAAUUCCAGUUUACUUGGGAAAGCCGCGAUAAACGUGAGGAGAAUGAGGAAUGUUUUUUACAGAUUAGACGAUAUUCAAGACAACUCGAUUCUCCGUCGAGGAAUUCCAGUGGCUCACUCGAUUUUCGGAGUUGCUAGUACAAUUAAUGCAGCUAAUUAUGUUUUAUUCAUAGCACUCGAAAAAGUACAAGCUCUUAAUCAACCUGAGGCAACUCAAGUCUAUACCGAACAAUUGCUGGAGUUGCAUAGAGGACAGGGCAUUGAAAUUUACUGGCGUGACAACUACAUAUGUCCAUCCGAGGCGGAGUACAGACAUAUGACGAUGAAAAAAACUGGAGGGUUAUUCAAUCUGGCGGUGAGGUUGAUGCAGUUAUUUUCCGACUGCAAGCAGGAUUUUUCCAUGCUAGCUGGUAUUCUAGGACUCUAUUUUCAGAUUCGGGACGAUUACUCUAAUCUUUGCAUGCAGGAGUAUACCGAGAAUAAAAGCUACUGCGAAGAUUUAUCGGAAGGAAAAUUCAGUUUCCCGAUAAUUCACGCCAUCCACAGCAAACCAGAGGACAGACAAGUGAUGAAUAUAAUGCGCCAAAGAACAAAAGACGUGGAGGUGAAGAAAUAUUGUGUAACACUUCUCGAAAAAUUUGGCUCAUUCGCAUACACGAGAACUAUUCUCGAGGAGUUGGACAAGAAAGCUCGUGCCGAAGUAGAGAGACUGGGGGGAAAUCCAUUAUUACUAAAAGUACUCGAUGGCUUACUUAAUUGGCGUCAGUGUUCAGAAGUCGAAAUGCAACAGGUGGAGUCGUAAAUUAUUUUACACUAGUAAUAAAAAUGGAGAUAAAGCGGAAUAAUAAUGUGCGAAAUAAAUGAUUUAGUACUUAUUAAAUGAAUCUCGGGGAGAGGAGAUGCCAUGUAGGAAUAUAUUAUUGGAGAAACAAAUUUCAUGGAGGGCUGACUAAUCAUCGUUAAUAAAAUUCAUGUGGCAUUGAAAAAAUAAUUACAACAUUGAUUCAGUUAUCACAAAUGCGACAUUUUGGUUAGCAGCAUUCCAUUAUAUUGAUGAUUCAAGGAUAUAUCAUAAAUCGCAAUUAUGUGAUUUAUACUCAAUUUCCUAGAUAUAAUGAAUUGACAUUGGUAUUUUCCACAAAGUUUCUUUUACAGUUCUCAAUUAUAAAAUUCGCUGAAAUUCCACCGAAACUACAACUUAAUCGUGCCAAUGACUAAUUCAUUAUUGUUCUGUGACAAUAAUUUUAGGGGCAUAUUUACGAAUUACGCUUCAAUUUUGGGCUUCACGUAGUUGAAUUUACGUUUUGAUAUUGAGUAUCGAUAAUUUAUGGGAUUAAUCUGAUAAUAAUCGAAAGAUGGAGAUUUAUUCACUCCAUUUUUUGACUCAAUAAAAAUCGUUAUUCCAAGAAUCAUUGAUUCACUGAUAUAAAUAAUACCUAGAACCCUAGAUUACCACCGAUCAACGAUCUACAUUAAUAUUGAAAUAAUAAAUUCCAUAACAAAGUUAUAGAUCUCACGAUUUUUAUUUUUGUUGAAUAAGAUUUUUACUCAAUUGGUAUUAGUACAUAUACAACAAACAUAAUUUAAUAUAUGACGAUAGCGAAUAAAUCUUUGAUAGCCGUUUUACAUUAUUAUCAUAGAUGUUUAAUGCGAAACAUAGUCACUUGUUUUACGUAUAAAAUUGUUACAAUAAAGAUUCUCAGCUCGAUCUGCA